Messenger RNA from Dracunculus medinensis (Guinea worm), 954 nucleotides. NCBI's taxonomy places the organism in Eukaryota, Metazoa, Nematoda, Chromadorea, Rhabditida, Dracunculidae. The record is from the annotation of a GenBank genome assembly.
AUGUAUGGAACUCCAACGAUUCGUCCAAAUGCGUCGUUUAAUGCAAAUUCGGAUGCCGAAACGUUGCGAAAAGCCAUGAAAGGAAUUGGAUGCGAUAAAAAUAAGAUAAUACUUGUUUUGUGUGGUCGUACAAAUGUUCAGCGUCAGCAAAUAGCGAGCGCUUUUAAAACGAUGUAUGGUAAGGAUUUAAUAUCGGAUUUGAAGAGUGAACUUUCGGGUGAUUUUGAAGAUUUAAUUCUAGCUUUGAUGGAACCACCAGCAAAAUAUGAUGCUUUACAAAUGAGGAAAGCGAUGGCCGGCCUUGGUACUAAAGAAUCGGUGCUAAUUGAAAUAAUGUGCUCUCGUAAUAAUGCUCAAAUAUUGGAUUUACGAAAUAUUUAUCGACAGAUAUUUAAUCGUGAACUUGAAGCUGAUCUUAUCAGUGAGACUAGUGGUCAUUUUAAGCGAUUACUUGUAUCACUAUGUGCUGCUGGCCGUGAUGAAAGCAUGCGCACUGAUCCGCUUAAAGCAAAUCAGGAUGCUAGAGCACUUUAUAAUGCUGGUGAACGACGCUUGGGAACUGAUGAGUCUGCCUUCAAUGCAAUCCUCGCUUCACAGAAUUAUGCCCAGUUGCGUCUUGUUUUUCAAGAAUAUCAGAAAAUCGCAAGUCAUCCAAUUGAGAGAGCGAUUGAAGCAGAAUUCAGUGGUGACAUCAAGGAUGGUCUUUUGGCAAUCGUUACUUGUAUACAGAAUCGACCUGCAUAUUUUUCGAAGUUGCUCUACGAUAGUAUGGCUGGAUUGGGCACUCGUGACAAUGAUCUUAUUCGUGUGAUCGUUUCAAGAGCCGAGGUGGACUUAGCUGAUAUCCGACAAGAAUUUGAGCACAUCUAUAAGAAGAGCUUAGAAUCAUUCAUUAAGGGUGAUUGUUCAGGUGCCUAUAAAGAUGGGUUGAUCGCUCUUGUUCGAGGAAACUGA